Penicillium malachiteum is the source of this 618-nucleotide messenger RNA. RefSeq lists its product as uncharacterized. The record is from RefSeq and is a predicted model, not a curated record. The transcript has 2 exons. Bases 1 to 618 code for a protein of 205 amino acids. NCBI's taxonomy places the organism in Eukaryota, Fungi, Ascomycota, Eurotiomycetes, Eurotiales, Aspergillaceae.
AUGAGGCUGAACCUGGAAGCGAGACAGAGCAUCGAGGUCUCUGAGACACCGGCCCUGCCACAGCUGGAGCAAGAAGAAGCAGAAUCCAUCAUUUCUGAUGUGUUGGACUUUCCACGUGGAAUUGAGGGAUCGCAAGCUCCAUUUCUUUUCGACGAUCAGUUACGAGGCAGCCAGCAAGUAUGGCUAAAAGAGCCUUCAGUUCGCAAGAGCAUGCAAACCAAUCAUACGAACACGUUUGGUGUUCUCAUUGUUGACGAGGCCCACCGCGUGAAAAGCUUUCGACAUAUCAAAAUGACACCCAAUACUACCAUAGCACAAUCCAGCUCCCGCAACUCAGACUUUGAACUCGCAUAUGCUUCUCCUGUGGUGCUUUCUCUCAAAGGGGCUAUCCUGGAGAGUCUCCGGCAACACAAUAGCAACAAAGGGCAACCUCGUGGCUCAAAUGAUGAGUCUGGAAAGCUGUCCACUGACGGGCGAAAAAGGCGAUCCCAUGGAUCUAGUAGCGAUGAGGACUGCAUGACCCCAGAUGGGUUUCUGAACGAGGACCUACGAGUUGGUGGCCCAUAUAUUUGUUCAUUCCCGGUCGAGAUGACUCUCAUACCCCAGAACAUCACUUGA